AUGACAGAACAAAUCUCCUGUUUCCCAAGCGCUGAGUAUCACGAGUCUUCGUCCGCUAGGUACUGGAACGACGUGCCUUAUGGGAGUACACGACUGAAUCUGCUUGACAUAUGUGUGCCUAAGAGACAGCCUGAAGAUGCUUCACAAGCAAUAUGGCUAGUCUAUAUCCACGGAGGAGCUUGGAGAGAUCCCUUGAUCGAUCGUAAGAGUUUCAAGACUGCCCUCGACAUGCUUCUCGAAGACGAUCAGCCACACAAUAUCGCCGGAUUCGUAUCCGUGGACUACCGCCUGUCACCCUAUCCCUCUCACCCUAUAUUGCCAUCGUCUCCAAGCGACGAUAGCCGUAAUUCACAGCAUCCAGAGCACCUUGACGACAUCCUCGGUGCUUUGUUGUUCCUUAGCACCGAAGCUGGUCGCUACAUUUUGUGCGGUCAUAGUUGCGGUGCGACACUUGCAAUGCAAGCCACUGCUCUCCUGAACGGUGGACGGCGUGGUACACGGCCUCCAGUAGCAUUGUUGGGUAUGGAGGGCAUCUACGACUUGAAUGCUCUGGUGGCCAAGCAUAGUCAUCCGGCUUAUCGCGAGUUUAUCACAGGUGCUUUUGGUGAAGACGAGGGAACAUGGAUCACUGCAAGCCAACUGUGCUGCGAAUUACAAAAGUGGCAAGGCAAUGCUUUGCUCAUACACUCAAUAAACGAUGAGUUGGUGGAUAUGCAGCAAACAGAUUCGGCGGUGGAAAAGCUGGUCAUACAAGGAUUCACAAGAACAACAGCAGCACCAAGCUCGGUCAAAAACGAUGGCAGGCGAGUGUCGAAGAUAGUCAUCGACUGCAUGCAUGACGAGGUCUGGGAGCAGGGAACCGAGUUGGCAAAAGCGAUUCGAAGCGUGACUGACGAAAGCUGGAUCCCCAAUACCUCGUCUGCAACGUGUUAA
This is a messenger RNA of Aureobasidium namibiae CBS 147.97, 933 nucleotides long. Its product is annotated as alpha/beta-hydrolase. The coding region runs from base 1 to 933 and encodes 310 amino acids. Gene Ontology annotation, molecular function: arylformamidase activity. The record is from RefSeq and is a predicted model, not a curated record. The transcript has 3 exons. Lineage: Eukaryota; Fungi; Ascomycota; Dothideomycetes; Dothideales; Saccotheciaceae.